GGUAGGCAGUCUCCCCACCCUGUCCUCCCAGUUGAGGAACUGCCCUCCCUCCUAGCUCUGAGGGUCCCUAAGAGGGGAGGAGCCGCCCUGUCCUGGAGGCAGUGCACAGAGAUGGGGCGCUCUCCCCCAACACAGGUUCUUCUGGGCUGGGUCCUGAGGCUGGUGGUGCAUGGGGGUCACGGCUGUCCCCUUCCCCCAGGUCUGGGAGCUCUGCCCCUCUGCCUCAGCUGCUGCCCACUUUUUUGCCUUCCCAUGAAGCCCAGCCGGCCACACCUGGGGAUGAGUGUUUACAGGUAGCAGCCUAAGGACGCAAAGUGGAAACCUGGCAACCUGGGGCCUCCCUGCGUCUGGCAGCCUGGCAACUGCCAUGUGGCGUCCUGCGCUGGCAUGUGGGGCGCUGCAGUCCAGGGAGAGUGGCUCUUCUCUCCCCUGGGGCUGGUUUCCAGGAGGUUAGGCCAGCCCUGCAGGUGACACUGGUGCUUGGGCUCUUGCCGAGCAGUCCUCUCCUGCAAGUAACAGAACCAGGGAGGGAGGUGGGCUGUGGCCUCCCCUGCCCACUACUGUCAUCUCCUGUAGCUCCCAGUAUGCUGGACUCAUCAGCAGCAGAGCAAGUGAUCCGACUGAUGCUGAAGCUCUUGAGACAGAAGCUGGAGCAAGAACGGGAGAACCUGGAAGGGGGGCCUGAGGGCCUCCACCUCGAGCCGGGAAACGAGGACCGGCCGGAUGACGCCCUGCAGACUGCUCUGAAGAGAAGGAGUGAGCUUCUGCAGAGACUCCAGGAACAGCACCUCCUGAACGAGCUAUCUCGGGUGCAGGCCUGGAGUGCGGCAAGCAGAGGAGCCCUGGGGUCAGCCCUGCCCCCAGAACUGACCCCCACAGGUGUCCCACCUGCUGCCUCCCCACCUCCACUGACCCCAGACCUGCCAAGGAUCGUCCUGCCUACGGUCCCCCAGCCACCUGCCACCAUCAUUCAGCAGCUACCUCAGCAGCCGCUCAUAGCACAGAUUCCUCCUCCCCAGGCCUUCCCUACUCAAAGGUCAGGAAGUAUUAAGGAAGACAUGGUGGAGCUGCUGCUGCUGCAGAAUGCACAGGUGCACCAGCUGGUCCUGCAGAACUGGAUGCUCAAGGCCCUGCCUCCAGCCCUGCAGGACCCGCCACGUGUGGCCCCGGGGGUCCCACGAGCUGCCAGGCGGAAGCUGCCUGCCGUGCACCACCACCACCACCACCACCACCACCACCAUACCGCGUGGCCGCCGGGGGCUGCCACUGUCCUCCAGUCCACGCCCAGCCCGUGGAUGCCCGGCCCACCCUGAGCGACACAUUCCUUCAUUCCUGAAGCUCCGCAGGAGGAGGGACCCUGUCCCAGUGUUUGCAUCCUGGGAAGCUUGCAGGUCCGAGACCAGAUGACCAGAGAGUUGCCACUGAGCUGCAGGAGCUUCCACUCUGGCUGACCUGGCCUCAGGACUCCUCGGGGUGAGCCACAUGGAGUCCACAUGGAGGGACAGGUGUGAGCACCAAACGGGCCAGUGCAGCUGCUGGUUGUAACACUUCACAGAACCAUCUUUUUGCGGCUCUUGAAUGUGAUUCCAGAGACUCUGUGCUCUCGUUAAAAGCUCAAGUCAAAGUUCUGACUCCAUUUCCUAUGUUCAUGGUGAUUUUUUCUAGCAUGGCAUUUUGAUUUCCUUCUAUUAAAUAUUUCUCAACAGAAUUUUUCAUACAA
This is a messenger RNA of Cebus imitator (Panamanian white-faced capuchin), 1720 nucleotides long. It is a transcript of the gene CUNH21orf58, whose product is annotated as chromosome unknown C21orf58 homolog. The transcript has 8 exons. Bases 585 to 1313 code for a protein of 242 amino acids. Lineage: Eukaryota; Metazoa; Chordata; Mammalia; Primates; Cebidae. The record is from RefSeq and is a predicted model, not a curated record.